UAAACAGUCCCAUUUUGGUCAUGCCGCAGAACGAAACAUUUUUUCGCGCUGUCUCGAAAGUGCUUUUCAUAUCACAAAUUUAUGGCUUGCUGCCUGUGAGCAAUAUAUGUUCUCAUGAUGUCAAGGAUAUCAAAUAUCGUUGGUUUAGUCCACGCGUAUUUUAUUCAGCUACCAUUUUGAUACUCAAUCUAUGCGAAUUUGGGAUUGUUUUAUAUUAUGUGAUUAGUGUGGGCGUUAACUUUCACACAUCCAGCACGCUGGCAUUUUAUGUUGUUUGCUUGCUGGAGCACAUAUUCUUCUGGAGAUUGGCGUUCAACUGGCAGAGCAUCAUGAAGCACUGGCAUGAUGUGGAACAGCUUUUCCUUACCAUACCCUAUCGCUUCUAUGAUGAGUACAAGAUGAAACGUCGCAUUCACAUUGUUGUCGGUUUGGUUAUGUCAUCUGCCUUGGUCGAGCACUGUCUGCUGUUGGCCAACUCUUUUCACUCGAGCAAUCUGGAGCGCACACAGUGUAAAAUCAAUAUGAGCUACCUGGAAGGCGUCUACAAAUGGGAACGUCCUUAUCUUUAUCCCAUAAUACCAUAUCACAUCUGUAUAAUGCCUGUGCUUGAGUGGAUUAAUGAGACAAUUGCCUAUCCGCGCUCCUUCACCGAUUGCUUUAUUAUGUGCAUUGGCAUUGGUUUGGCGGCCCGUUUUCAUCAACUGCAUCGACGCAUUGCAGCCGUCCAUAGAAAGGUGAUGCCUGCUUUAUUUUGGACCGAGGUGCGUCAUCAUUAUUUGGCUCUGAAGCGGCUUGUUCGUCUACUGGAUAAUGCUCUGGCACCCCUUAUACUUCUGGGCUUUGGCAAUAAUAUGUCCUUUAUAUGCUUUCAGCUGUUCAAUAGCUUCAAAAACAUAGGCUUCGAUUUCAUUGUAAUGCUGGCCUUCUGGUACUCAUUGAUAUUUGCUGUGGUCCGCACAACUUUGACUAUAUUUGUUGCAUCUUCAAUAAAUGAUUACGAGCUAAAGAUUAUAACAUCGCUGCGAGAUGUGCCCGCCAGGGCUUGGAGCACAGAGCUAGAGCGCUUCAGCGAGCAGCUCGGCAAUGAGAUGACUGCAUUAUCUGGCAAUGGCUUUUUCUAUGUGACACGUCAACUUGUGCUGUCUAUGGGCACCACAAUAAUCACCUACGAGCUGAUGAUAUCCGAUGUUAUCAAUCAGGCAACCAUCAGGCAAAGAACUGUCUACUGCUAAAAUUAUCAUACUACGAAUCGGUGUCCUGCUCAAGGAAACUGUCACCUCGACAGCUAGAUUUAAUUAGAUAUUCUUUGAAGUACUCUCAAUUUGUUUCAAAUGUCAUUUCGCACGCUUAACUAUUCAGAUCUU
Drosophila grimshawi is the source of this 1364-nucleotide messenger RNA. RefSeq names its product gustatory receptor for sugar taste 64b (gene Gr64b). Gene Ontology annotation, cellular component: membrane. Bases 21 to 1232 code for a protein of 403 amino acids. Gene Ontology annotation, molecular function: sweet taste receptor activity. The record is from RefSeq and is a predicted model, not a curated record. The transcript is spliced from 7 exons. Lineage: Eukaryota; Metazoa; Arthropoda; Insecta; Diptera; Drosophilidae. Gene Ontology annotation, biological process: detection of chemical stimulus involved in sensory perception of taste; sensory perception of sweet taste.